Molecule: messenger RNA, 1467 nt
Organism: Lottia gigantea (owl limpet)
Lineage: Eukaryota; Metazoa; Mollusca; Gastropoda; Lottiidae
Exons: 7
Coding region: 1-1467 (488 amino acids)
Source: RefSeq, a predicted model, not a curated record
AUGGGUUUAUUUCGCAGAAAGAAAACGGUGGUGUCAUCAUUGUGUCUGGGUAUUGUAGUCUACUUGGUUAUUCAAGUCACAUACUUCCAGCAAGAAUUCAGCCCUCUCAAAGUGUUAGCCAAUGCUGAAAGUGAAGCACAGAGACUGUUAAAGUUCAUUACCCAUUAUCAUUAUCAGUGUAAAGACGCUAUAUAUCUGGGCAACUAUACAGCUUGGAAGAUCUGUAUGGACCCUGAUGUUGGUAUUAGUACAGAUCCUUACAUUUCAAAAUUAUCAUACUCAUUGGGGGUUGACGAGGAACUUGGCUUCGAAGAGAUUUUAGCUCGUAACUUUUCAUUUCAACAAUUUGUUUUCUUGUUUAAACCAGCAUCUCCAUUGUUAAAGAAAAUCAAUGGAACUCGUUCUUUUAAAACUAUAAUUGUGCCAAAUGAUCCUGCCGAUUUCGGUCGGAACUCUUAUGAUACUCAAACUUUGAACAAUAUAAUGGUGAAUUUAAAACAUGACCAUUUAGACAUUUUGAAAAUAGAGUCACUAUUUGACAUGUCCGAGUCUCACGAACUUUUGUACUAUUUAGUGAAGGAUAAAAUAUUAUCAAAGAUAAAACAACUUCAUAUUUUGAUAGAUAUAGAUAAGAUCGAUGAUGAUUAUUUAUACCACUGGUAUCGUACGUUGUAUAUUGUAUUUUACGAGGCUGGACUCCGCCUGUAUCAUACUGGAGCAUCAGAUAGUCUCUGUCUUCAAGUCACAAUGAUGGAAUCAUGCCGAUAUUAUUUAUCUUGGAUACGGAACCCUGGACCUACUGUUCCUAUCAUGUAUCCACCUUCCAUUGAUGGUUCAUAUGAGUUUGAAGAAGAAAGAUUGUUAGAUUAUGUGGAAGAGAAACAACAACAAUGUGAUGAAGCUUAUCCCUUCCCUAAUCCACAAGACUCCAUCUUUCACGUCUGUGGUUCAUUGUUACGAAAAACAUCUCAUAAAAUAUGCAAUAUUCAUAUUUUUAGUCUCACUCCACAUAAUUUAUAUCCUAGUCAAGAAUUUGGUAAAUGUAAGAUUCAUAAUAUUAUAGAUUUAAAUACUCCAUCAUCAUCACAACCUGCCGAAUUUCUUCUUCCAAAGCAUUUGUCAAAAGAUAAAAAUCAGUCGGCUAUGAAAGAGAUUAUAUCAAGGAAUAUCAAGCCAGAUGAAGUCAAUAUUUUCUAUAUCAGUAAUUCUGACUUAUUUUGGACGGUUUUAUCUCCAAUACUAGACUCUGGUUUAUUACAGAUGAUAGAUCAUGUAUCAGCCAAUGUGGAUGUUUUAAAGUCAAGUAACUUUAACCCUGUCACGUUACGUCAAAGAUUCAGUGAACUACAACGACUAGAAGCUUUUAAUUUAAGUUUAAACGAAGUUACAAGUCUCACGGAACGUAAACUUUAUUAUCAAAGCUCAGACUCUUAUCGUGUUCUUCUAUCUUAUUAUAAGAAAGAAUAA